UCGGGGAAGGAGCAGGAAAAGAAGGCGAGAAAGAAGUACCGAAACUUCAUAUCAAGCUUUAAAAUGUCUGGACGCUCUGUUCGAGCCGAGACUCGCAGCCGCGCUAAAGAUGACAUCAAGAAAGUCAUGGCAGCCAUUGAGAGGGUCCGCAGAUGGGAGAAGAAGUGGGUUACCGUGGGAGACACAUCUCUGCGGAUAUUUAAGUGGGUGCCAGUGGUAGACAUCAAAGAGAAAGACAGGAGCAAAGUUGCUGUGGGUGGACCGAGACAGCUGAAGAACUUUUCUGCAAACAAGGUCUCAGAAAAAGCCCGUUCAGUCCUGCUGGACUUCCAGGAUGAGACCAGUAACCAGAGCUCCCUGUCGGACGCCUACCAGGCCAAAGCUGACGACAGCAGCAGCUCCAGCCCCCAGCCCAGCGAACCCGUGAGCCCCGCCCACAUCUCAGACUUCCGCACCGAUGACUCCCAGCCCCCCACGCUGGGCCAGGAGAGCUUACCGGACUCGGAGACAUCGAUGCCGAUCUCUGCCGACGCUGACGAGCCUCCUACACUGACUAAAGAGGACAUGCUGUCCCUCGCUGACCAGGAGGAGGAUGAUGGAGUGCCACCGCUGAAGCGAGUGUGUACUGACCAGACCUCCCCCAGCUAGCCCACAAUGCACUUCACUCAGCCGGCAGAGUGCACCGCAGUGUGCAGCCUAACUCGCUGCGGCUGCACACCACACACCAAGGACCACACGCCUCAGUAUUGAAGUAUUUUUGGAAGUAUUGUUUGACUGCAUUUAAAAAAAAAAAAAUUUUUUAGUUGCAGCCAAAACCUUUGGUCACGAUAUUACAUCCACAGGAUAACAAUUGUUAGCUGUGUGAACCACAUUUUAUUUGGGAUGCAUUCUAAACUUAGCAUGGUAUACAAAAAAUGUCAGGCACAUGCUUGCCUUUUACAUUUCUGUCACUGGAAAUGACUGUUUAAAAGUAUAUUUAAACUAUAGCUUUAAAUGUUGGGUUUGUAUUGCAUGUACAGUAUGUCCUGUAAUGCCAUUUGCCAUUGACCUUCUGGAGCUGAAAGACAUUUUUUAUAAGUCCAUGAUAAACAAUCAUGCCCAGUGUUGUCUUUAAAAAAAAAAGGUUAUUUCAGCCAAGUCAAAUAUGAAUUUGGAUCAAUCAAUUUUUUUGUUAACUGAGCAGUUUAUAUUCUAUUCUUCUGUAAAAUACAAUCCCAGUGGAUGUAUUCUGCAGUGUUGAGCCAUAAUAAUGUUUUUUAGGAACAGACUUUCAAGUGGAGCAAAUAAAAUUGUGGUUUCAUAUAUAUAUUAGUCAGCUCCAUAAUGUUUGGGACAUUAUAUUUAUUUGUCUUUCUACUCCACAAUUUUCGAUUUGUAAUCAAAUAAUUCACUUGUGGUUAAAGUACAGAUUCUGCAGAGUUCUGGAAAAGGCUCAUGUGGACUGAUAAGACCAACAUUCACUUGUAUCUGGGUGAUUUCAAGAGCAAAGUGUAGAGGCCAAAAGGAACUGUCCAGGAUCCAAAGCACCCGCUCAUCUGUGAAACUUGGUGACAGAGGUGUUAUGGCCUGGGCACGUCUAAGCUGCUACAGGUUCUGGCUCAUUUAUCUUCAUUGAUGAUGGAACUGCUGUGUACAGAAGCAUCUUAUCUGCUCAAAUUCAAGCAAAUGCCUUAAAACUCAUUGAACGGCACUUCAUCCUACAGCAAGACAAUGACCCCAAACACACUGCUAAAGCAAAAAAGAAGUUUUAAAAGCCGAAAAUGAGAAAAUUAUUGACUGGCCAAGUCAUUCACCCAAUCUGAAACCAAUUGAAUAUGCUUUUCAUAUGCUGAAGAGAAGCAACAAGCCCCCAAAACAAGCAGGAGCUGAAGAUCGCUGAAGUAUAGGCCUGGCAAGGCAAGAUACUCAGCACCUGGUGAUGUCUAUGGGUCAGACUUCAAGCAGUCUUUGCAUGCAACAAAGUACUGAACAUGACUACUUUAAUUUACAUUCCAUUAAUAUGCCCCACACAUCAUGGUGCCCUGAAAUGGGGAUCUAUGAGGUCUGUAGUUUCUACAUGGUGAAACGUAUAUAGAAAUACCCUGAAAUAAAAACUGCAGUUUAAGCACAUGUGAAUUCUUUGAUUAAAUCUAAAAUGGUGGAGUGUAGGGCCAAAUCAAUAAACUGAUUGAAAAUGUGUGUUUUUUUUUUUUUUUUCUUAAGUCACAAUUCAUUGAGGUACAACUGUGUUAUUUCAUUGAGGUUGAGGUACAGUGUUGUAUAUUUCACUUGAAUAGUCUGCUCUUUGUUUUGAUUUUUCUUAUUGAUGUUUCAUUUCUUUUUUAUGCAAACCUUUGUUUCCAUUUAAAAGACAUCAUUGAUUUCUUAUUUCUCUUGUAUUUUGACAGCCUGAAAGUGUUUUUCUCAAUUUAUUUUCCAUUUUUUCAAAGUUGUGACCAGUAUAGUUACCAUUUAAACCAUAGUUUAAAUAUACCAUUUUUUACAUGAAAUUUUAAAAUAGCUUUUCUCACAAGGAUAAACCAUUUCAGUGAAUGUUUUCCUUGAGUGUCCACACUGAAAACUGAGAACUGAGAACUUCUAUGUUAUUUAACAAUUUUGGUGUUAUUGGUGAUAUUUUAUUGCAUAUGAUGGAAUGUGCUAUACUAUACUCUUUCUUAAAAUAGUAUUUGUUUUUUCAUAAUUUAUGGAACGGCUUUACUUUAAAUGUUUUAAAGUGAAAGAACUGUUUGGUUUCCCAUUGCAUCCACAUAUCUGGGUGUUCUUAAAUGAUCCUAUUAUCCUAACCAUGGCUGACAGGUAUUAAGAGCACACUUUUGAAACACCAUUGUUUUAUUUGAUUGGGAUGUCUAAGGGUUUUUUAAAUAAAAAACCUUUUUAGUGAACAA
Conger conger (European conger) is the source of this 2885-nucleotide messenger RNA. Its product is annotated as B-cell CLL/lymphoma 7 protein family member B-A-like. NCBI's taxonomy places the organism in Eukaryota, Metazoa, Chordata, Actinopteri, Anguilliformes, Congridae. The record is from RefSeq and is a predicted model, not a curated record. Bases 64 to 648 code for a protein of 194 amino acids. The transcript is spliced from 6 exons.